Messenger RNA from Punctularia strigosozonata HHB-11173 SS5, 3411 nucleotides. RefSeq lists its product as uncharacterized. The record is from RefSeq and is a predicted model, not a curated record. Gene Ontology annotation, cellular component: exocyst; plasma membrane. Gene Ontology annotation, biological process: exocytosis; Golgi to plasma membrane transport. NCBI's taxonomy places the organism in Eukaryota, Fungi, Basidiomycota, Agaricomycetes, Corticiales, Punctulariaceae. Bases 1 to 3411 code for a protein of 1136 amino acids. Gene Ontology annotation, molecular function: phosphatidylinositol-4,5-bisphosphate binding. The transcript is spliced from 17 exons.
AUGAGCGACAACGAUACUAUUCGGCAAAGAAUCAUAUCUUCCGUUUUCAGCAAGCGCAAUGCCGGCGGAGUCUCCGAGGAUUAUGUUGCACACCUUAAGAUCUGGGAGGAGACCGAAGAUGGCUCCUCGAAACCUCGAUUCAUCUUGUUAGCUCAGACGGCUGAGGGCUCCGGAGUACUUCACAAAUCGAAGUUGAAUACAAAUGGGUCAUUUUCCGUUGGCAAAACAUGGCGUCUGCCGGAGCUCAGGGGGAUUGAGGUUGUAGAGCCGACUUCUUUCAACAUAAGCUUAGCUCGUACAUACAAAUGGCGGACAGAUAAUGCUCGAGACCAGCAGAAUUUCUUACUGGUCAUGGUGCAGCUCUUCCGCGACAUCACCGGGGGUAAUUCGCCCUUGCAAGUCAUCGGUCUACCAGAAGCUCCUCCUCCUGGCCGAGUGGUUCCCAACGAAUCGCGUGGACUUCCCUCCUCACCCAGCGGCUCUCUUGCUUUGCCUGCGGCGAAUCGUAUUCCCGCGUCUUCCAGACCUCGAACCCCAUCUCGGGACUUGGAUGCCCCGCGAAGUCGUGUUGCAUCUCCGACACCGCGCUCUCAAUCUCGUGCACCUGGGCCUUCGAGGCCGGCUUCACCUGCGAACGGCUUGCUCGUGUUGCCAAGUCGUCCUGAAGGGUCUACGGGAGCCUCAAGGACUCGCCCAUCUUCACCAAAUUCUUCUAGCGUUAGUUCAGCACGUCCUCGUGAACGUCGACGACCGUCAAACGCUACCCUUUCGUCACGAACGGAAUCAGCGGCUAGCGACGGGCCACCCACGCAGUCAGCUUCAAAACAGCCACCACUAAACGCCGAUUCCUCUAAAAUGAAUGGGACCAUUUCCCGUUUUCCAGACGCAGGAAGUGCACCACUACUGGGAAGCCGUCCAUCUCUAGACGCCCGAAGGCCCGAUAUGACUUCGGUCAAAUCCACGUCAUCCGAUAGACUUUCCGCGACGCGCUCGACGAAAGCAGUUUCCCCUGCACCGUUAGGACGUUCCCGGAAGAUGUCAUCGCAUGUUACUGGUGGCACAACGGAUCCGCUUCCCCAGCCGAGGGAGAGAAACGCCCGGGUGUCAUUCUUCGAUCCUGUCAAUCAAGCAACGCUUGACCGUCUGAUCUCAGGAGCGGAUGCGGAGUCCGCGGAAGAUGCCGAUGGUGCAAAUCAGGAGACAGCUCAGGACACGUUGGCUAGUGUGGAGGAGAUGCUGGAGGGCUACGAAUGGGCUAGCGAGGACGUACUGAGCAUGAAGAGAACCAGAGGAGCAGCUGAACAGAUUGAGUCCCGGCUUCUGAACGAACUAUUGGCUCUGGAGAAGGCUAGCAUACACUCGUUCAUAGAGUCCGAUGACAGGGUUGGCGUCGUUCUGAAGUAUCUCGACGAUGCCAUCAAUGACCUCGAUGGGAUGGAAACCCUCCUUUCAUCGUACAAAAUUCACUUGAAUGCCGUUAGUGAUGAUAUCGCCUACAUCCAGUCACAAAAUCGAGGUCUACAAGUACAAACCCAAAACCAAAAGGCGUUGUUAGCCGAAAUUGAGCAACUGAUGCAAACUGUACAUGUGAAUCAAGAAGCGUUGACAGUACUCACCAAUGAAUCCUUGGAGAAGCCUACUAGCAUUGAGAGGUUGGAAGAAGCCGCCGGUGAAUUGUACAAAGCAUUGCAGGCGGGGCGGGAUAGAGACAUGGCUGCAACGAUGGAAAGAUUGGACGAAUAUCGGACCUACAACUCGCAGUUCUGCAAGCGUCUAUUGGAUUACCUGUCAAUCAUGUUCAAUGCGCAGGCCAAAAUGCUCCUCGGGGACACCGAAGGCAUAUCCCAACCUAGCGGCCGCGGGCGUCCUGAUAUCUAUCCGCAUACAGAGCUGGAGAAUUAUCUUGGACGCUACUCAGGCUUACUGUUAUAUCUGAAGGAGAUGGACGAGAGCGCAUACUCCAGAAUCUGCGGGGCCUACUUCUCCGCUGCGAGUGAUCUGCAUAGUACGCAGAUGAAGGCUCUACUUGCCGCCUAUGGUGAUAUGAUCAAGACAAGUGAUGAUAUUGACGACCCUAUGGGCACGAAUACAACGCCUACCACCGGUGGAUUCCGAGCAGUUGCUGGCAGUCAGAUACGAAGAGCCGGGACAUUGAUGAAAUCCAAUCGUGAGAAUCGUGUGAAGGACAAGGACAGACCUGCCGACGCGGGUUUGCGAGCAUCUGAGGCCUUUGCCUACGUGCUCGAGCGUAUAGCUCCUCAGAUCUAUCGUGAAGACGAAUUCCUGUCGGACUUCCUGCAGAUAAACGACGCGGCGUUGACUUUUGCGGAUUACAUGGCCAUGGAAAACUAUUUCCGAAGACAAGCGGCCAUAACCAGCGGACUCGGUCCGGCGACUAUGAAGCUUAUUAGAGGGGCUCUGGACCUUAUCUUUGGCUUUUUGCAAGGGGAGCUGCGAGUGUGGAUCGAUGCGGCGCUGGACAAAGAUAACAUGCAGAUCGUUGGGAUGGUUGCGACCAUAGAGAAGUUUCUAGUGGACGCCGACGAGAGGGGGAACGCGUUCUGCAUGAAUGUACUCGAGAAACAGCAUUCGCGCCUCAAAGCGCUCUACGAACGUCAUAUUAAUGAACAAAUCAAGAUCGUCGAAGAUACGAAAUUGACGUCAAAGAAGCGAAAGGGCGUAGCACCGUUCAUUCGCCAUUUCCCUGCCUAUCUCUCGCGGACUGAAGCCCAGCUCAUUGGGGCGGACACGUUGGAGAUCCGCCAACGGGUUAAUGGUGCAUACGACCAAAUCAUCCAAGCUAUGUUCGACUGUCUCCAGCAGAUGGCCAAAAUCUCUGACGAGGGUGAAGACAAAGGGCAGUUGAAUUAUCAUGUCAUCCUGAUCGAGAAUAUGUAUCAGUUCAUGUCAGAGAUGGAGCAAAUCGAGAUCGGUGCCGUAGCAGGAUUCUCCGCGCGUGCUGAGGCAAUCUAUCGGGAGAAUGUGCAAGCCUAUGUCAAGAUCGUGCUCCGCAGGCCGUUCGCUAAGAUAAUUGAAUACUUUGACGGCGUCGAGCGUCUUUUGAAGACCACCGCACCCUCAGAAGUUAGCAACAACGCGAGUUACAAUAAAUCGGCUCUGAAAAGAGUGGUCAAGGAAUAUACCGGCAAGGAUAUUCGGAAGCACGUUGACGUCCUGUACAAACGUGUGGAAAAGCACUUCACCAUCGAAGACAAGGCGGCCACUCCUAAGCCAAUGCAGGCAUCUGACGUGCUUCCUGGAGUGUGGAAGGCUUGCGAAGAUGAGCUGCUACGAAUCACGGAUUUAUUUAACAAGCGCAUCGCACAGUGCUAUGAAGGGAGCGGGGUGUCGCUGGAAUACUCUUCUAGCGAUGUGGAAGCAGCUUUCAAGAAACAUCAAACGACGACUUGA